Wallemia mellicola CBS 633.66 is the source of this 1518-nucleotide messenger RNA. RefSeq lists its product as hypothetical. Lineage: Eukaryota; Fungi; Basidiomycota; Wallemiomycetes; Wallemiales; Wallemiaceae. Gene Ontology annotation, molecular function: chromatin binding. The record is from RefSeq and is a predicted model, not a curated record. The transcript is spliced from 2 exons. Gene Ontology annotation, biological process: DNA-templated DNA replication. The coding region runs from base 187 to 1518 and encodes 443 amino acids.
CACAGAGACGCAUUCUUUAAAAAUCCAUCUGAGGUUAUACAGCAGCUAUAUGAAAAACACGGUUUAGACUCAAUUGAGGAUAAGCUUAUCGAUGAAUUCAACAAUUUAGUAAACUUACCAACAGAUAUUGAUUCUAUACCUGAAUUAGAAUCAGCAGAUUUUGGUACAUUAGUUAGAUGGACUGCUAUGGUACAGGAUACAGGUUAUGGUACUGAAAUGUAUAUUAGCACGUCAUCCAACGAUAAAUGUUUAGUUUAUGGUGCUAAUCAAAAUGAGGAUGUACAAUUUGAUAAUGAUCAAGACGAUUUCUCAAGAAUACGCGAAAGAACUAACAUCUAUGCGGUUGAAAUACCUGGAAACAAUAAUGAGAGUAAACCGAUAAAGGAGGACCUUCUAGGCGGACCUUCACAUAAGUUCCCUUUACAAGAUCGUAAUAAUAAACUAGGUGUCCUUUUGAAGUUGUACGAUAACGAUUCAGGUGGUUCGUUACGACCAGCUACAGUUUAUGAAUUCGUUGGUAUACUUGGUAAAUCUGCACUUCCACGUACAUUAGAUAGUAUAGAAGAGGAUAACGUACAGGAAACUAUCGUACCAUCUUUACAUGUACUUUAUUCGCAGCAGGUAGACAACAAACCAUCAUCAGUUGUAGUAGAAAAAGAUGUUGGAGAACAUAUAAUCACUUGGUUAGCUGACGAAGUUCUCGGUGGUGAUAAAUUAGCUGCUCAUUAUUUGUUAUUAUCUUUGGUAUCAAAAACACAGUCACGUAAGGCUGGUUCACCGAUAGGUACUCUACCAAUAACGUUAUCAUUACCUGAGAAUGAAAACACGUCAGAACUAAAAAUCGUUAAAGCAAUUGAAGCACUCACAAAUCUCUCAGUUUAUCUAGCUUUAUCAAUUGACAAACUCAAUGAGAGAAGGUUAUAUCCACAUUCUAAUGGUGACGAUCUAAACUCAGGUAGUUUACAAGUUUCUCCUUCAACUUGCUUGAUAUUUGAUGAAAGACACCUCGGUCAAGGCACUUUGAAAGAUACAGGUGUUAGAAAUGUACAUUCAAUCCAGAAUGUAAUCCAAUCACAAAAACUUGAAUACAAUUUUCCAUUCUCCGCUUUUCCGUUUGAAACUGACUUGAUUACUGUUAUUUUAACAGAUCAUUCAAAGUCAAUUAUACCAGGUACAAUUCACAUAAAUGUAAAACCAACUAGUGAUAACUAUUAUGGUGAAUUGAGUAUACCAAAACACAUAAAAUUAUGGAAAGAGUUCAUUCUUCAAUCACGCCAAAAGCAAGUAACUAUACCUGAUGAAGUUUCUUCAAUCAUACAACAAUCUUUCGUUGAUGAACGUCAAGCACAUAAACAAAAUGGAGGUACUGGUGAAGGUACAUCUUCAGAUGACCUUGGUAGAAGAAUUACGAUGGCAAGAUUAUUAACUAGUUUAGAUGAUGGUGAAAGUAAUACUAUGAAUAAUGAUCACUGGAAUCUUAUCACAAAGUUGGAGAAAGAAAGAGAAGAAAGAUGUUAA